AUGGGAGACCCAACAGCCGUAUACGAGUUCUUGAACCCAACUUGUGAUUCUUCUUCAAAAGAAUCAUCUCCUCCUUCUUCAAAGAGACCACAACAACAGCAACUAAAUCAACCGUUUCACCAACAACCACCUUCUAGAACAUUCCAAUGCCAUUUCUGUAACCGCAAGUUCUACACAUCACAAGCCCUCGGCGGCCAUCAGAACGCUCACAAGCUCGAACGAGCUGCUGCUAGAAGAACCGCCGUAACGGUCACUCUCCAACCACCACCACCACCUCCGCCGCCGCCACAACACUCGCUCUUUCCGUCCAUGGAGUCUUCUCCUCCGUUCUUUCUCAGAAACAGCAACGAUCUCAACAACAACAAGGCGGCUAUGGUUGCCGCUGCCAUGGCUAUGCCUCAACAUGAAAUGGAAGUCGCUGAUCAUCACGGCGGCGCUGGCGGUGGCCGUUUCUUUGGAAACCCUUACUGGCUUGAAAUGGAUCCUCCGCCACCAUUGCAGCAGUUUCAGCAGCAGCAUCAGCAAAUGAAUCAUCAUCAUCAUCAUCAUCAUCAUGCUCCUUCUUCUUCACUGGGAUUCUUCCAUGGCGGUGGUGAAGGUGGUUCUUCCGGAUCUUCAUCUUCCACUUCUACUACUACCAAUCCCCCUCAGUAUCAGUAUCAUGUUGUUUCACAUAACAAUAACGCUUCUGGUUCUGCUGCUCCAGCUUCUUCUUCUGAUGCUUCCGAUAACGUUAACCUCGACCUCACACUUCGCUUAUGA
Messenger RNA from Arachis stenosperma, 762 nucleotides. RefSeq names its product zinc finger protein 3-like. Gene Ontology annotation, biological process: negative regulation of abscisic acid-activated signaling pathway. The record is from RefSeq and is a predicted model, not a curated record. The coding region runs from base 1 to 762 and encodes 253 amino acids. NCBI's taxonomy places the organism in Eukaryota, Viridiplantae, Streptophyta, Magnoliopsida, Fabales, Fabaceae. The transcript has a single exon.